Molecule: messenger RNA, 411 nt
Organism: Strongylus vulgaris
Lineage: Eukaryota; Metazoa; Nematoda; Chromadorea; Rhabditida; Strongylidae
Source: the annotation of a GenBank genome assembly
AUGCAACCGCCGCGCACCCUCGAUCGACCGAUUCUUAUUGCGCUUAUAAGCGUUAUAAGAGUCGGCCGAUCCUUAUUAAGUGAUGAGCUAUUAGUGUCAAUGCGUGCGCAGAGCGAUGUUAAUGGUUGUAAAUUCAUUGCAACUAAUGCGACGAAGCUGAAGAAAUUACGGGAGCCGCAAACGACAGGUGAUAACAUUUUGUUCACUGCUGUCAAACGCGGCAAAGGCGAUCAUUGGACGGUAGUGAAGUGGACAGCUCGUGGAUUUCGCAUAGGAUCGGAUCGCAUCAGUUUAGCCGACUCCUACACGCAAACUGCCAUGUCUACAUCAGAAAUUACUCUGCGUUAUUUUGCUCCUACAUUGGGCUCCGUAUUGGAAGGGAAGCCUACUCUACGAAGUUUCUUACCAUAA